Molecule: messenger RNA, 2115 nt
Organism: Apiotrichum porosum
Lineage: Eukaryota; Fungi; Basidiomycota; Tremellomycetes; Trichosporonales; Trichosporonaceae
Exons: 2
Coding region: 1-2115 (704 amino acids)
Biological process (GO): L-phenylalanine catabolic process
Cellular component (GO): cytoplasm
Molecular function (GO): ammonia-lyase activity
Source: RefSeq, a predicted model, not a curated record
AUGUUCGUCGACACCGAGAUCCCCACCUCUGCCGCUGCCUACGCCGCCAUUAGCAAGAAUGGCUCCAUCAAGAAGAAUGGUGUUGUGACCGACCCGUUCGCCACCCAGGCUUACAUCACCAAGAUGAAGCUGGACAAGGACGAGGUUACCCCCUCGCAGGUCUCUAUCGAUGGCUACACCCUCACUCUUGGUGACGUUGUGGCGGUCGCCCGCGACGAGGCCAAGGCCACUAUCUCGCCCAGCGUUCACGCCCUCGUCGAGGCCUCGGUCGCCUUCAAGGACUCGAAGAAGGACAUGUCCAUCUACGGUGUCACCACCGGCUUUGGUGGCAGUGCCGACACGCGCACCGCCGACACUGAGGCUCUCCAGAUCUCGCUCCUGGAGCACCAGCUUUGCGGUUUCCUCCCCGUCGACCCCACCUACGAGACGAUGCUUGUUCACGCCAUGCCCAUCCCCAUUGUUCGCGGUGCCAUGGCUAUCCGCAUCAACUCGUGCGUGCGUGGCCACUCUGGCGUUCGUCUCUCGGUCCUCCAGGCCAUGAGCGACUUCCUCAACCUCGGUAUUGUCCCCUGCAUCCCUCUCCGUGGCACCAUCUCGGCUUCCGGUGACCUCUCGCCACUUUCGUACAUUGCCGCCUCCAUCUGUGGCCACCCGGACAUCAAGGUCUUUGACACCCGUGCCAACCCCCCCAACGUCCUCUCUGCCCCCGAGGCGAUUGCCAAGUACAAGCUCCCCACUGUCACCCUUGCCUCCAAGGAGGGUCUCGGCCUCGUGAACGGCACUGCCGUCUCGGCUUCCGCCAGCGCCUUGGCUCUUUACGAUGCCGAGUGCCUUGCCAUGGUCGCUCAGACCAACACCGCUCUCACCGUCGAGGCCCUUAUCGGCCAGGUCGGUUCGUUUGACCCCUUCAUCCACGACACCAUCCGCCCCCACCCUGGCCAGAUCGAGGCUGCUCGCAACAUCCGCACCAUGCUUGCUGGCUCCAAGCUCGCUGUCCACGACGAGGAGGAGGUUCCCCUCACCGAGGAUGUGGGUAUUCUUCGCCAGGACCGCUACGCCCUGCGCACCUCGGCUCAGUGGAUUGGCCCCCAGCUCGAGUGCCUCGCUCUCGCUCGCAAGCAGGUCGAGGUUGAGCUCAACUCGACCACCGACAACCCGCUCAUUGACCUCAAGGAGGGCAAGUUCCACCACGGCGGCAACUUCCAGGCCAUGUCGUGCACCAGCGCCAUGGACUCGACCCGUAUCUGCCUCCAGAACAUUGGCAAGCUCGCCUUUGCCCAGGUCACCGAGCUCAUCAACGGCCAGAUGAACCGUGGCCUUCCCGCCAACCUCGCCGGCUCGGACCCUUCGACCAACUACCACUGCAAGGGCCUCGACAUCCACUCGGCCGCCUACACUGCCGAGCUUGGUUUCCUCGCCAACCCCGUGUCGUCGCACGUCCAGUCGACCGAGAUGCACAACCAGAGUGUCAACUCGAUGGCCUUUGUCUCGGCCCGCAAGACCAUGGAGGCCAACGAUGUCCUUGGUCUCCUCCUCUCGACCCAGAUGUACUGCGCCAUGCAGGCCCUCGACCUCCGCAUUGCCGUCACCAAGUUCCAGGUGGCCGUCGGCGACCUCCUUGACAAGGACCUGACCAAGUACUUUGGUGCGCUCCCCAAGACGCACCUCGCCGAGCUCAAGCAGAAGGCGUCGAUCGCCCUCGUCAAGCGCCUCGAGCAGACCACCUACGCCGACUGCACCGCCCGCUUCGACGACGCCGCGCAGCACCUCAUCGGCCUCAUCUUCGACUUCCUCGUCAAGCACGGUGACCAGUCGGCCAUCGCCCAGCUCGCCGACUGGCGCGUCGACUUUGCCACCAAGGCCGCGGACAUUUACCGCACCAUCCUCACCAGCCAGAUGACCGGCGCCGUCAAGCUCGACGACGCCAAGGAGUACCUUGGCAAGACGUACACCAUGUACGCCGCUGUGCGUGGCGACGUCGGUGUCCCUGUUCGCCGCGGCGAUGUCCAGCUCGGCAAGUCGGGCCGCAGCAUCGGCGGCUCGGUCUCCCAGAUCGUCCAGGCGAUCCGCGACGGCCGCCUCGUUGCCUCCGUCGGCCAGAUGCUCAACGAGUGA